This is a messenger RNA of Callorhinchus milii (elephant shark), 1800 nucleotides long. RefSeq names its product ELL associated factor 2 (gene eaf2). The transcript is spliced from 6 exons. Gene Ontology annotation, cellular component: super elongation complex. The coding region runs from base 82 to 888 and encodes 268 amino acids. Gene Ontology annotation, molecular function: transcription elongation factor activity. Lineage: Eukaryota; Metazoa; Chordata; Chondrichthyes; Chimaeriformes; Callorhinchidae. Gene Ontology annotation, biological process: positive regulation of DNA-templated transcription; regulation of transcription elongation by RNA polymerase II. The record is from RefSeq and is a predicted model, not a curated record.
GGCGGGGCCCGCGGCAGCCAGCAAGCUCGGUUGUGCGCGCCGGUGACGUCGAGGGGCGAGUGAGCCGCGGGCGCCCUCGGGAUGAAUGGAGGCGCCUCGUCCAACUUCGACUCCAAGGAGCACCUCCUGAAGCUGGGCGCGAGUUUCGACAAGCAGCCCCGGUGCGGCUUCCACACUAUCCGAUAUGAUUUCAAGCCUGCGUCCAUCGACACGGCAUGUGAAGGAGACCUUGAAGUGGGCAAAGGGGAACAGAUCACGAUAACCUUACCAAACAUUGAGGGCUCGACACCACCGAUGACCGUCUUCAAAGGCUCAAAGCGACCGUACUUGAAGGAAUGUAUCCUCAUUGUAAACCACGACACCGGAGAGUAUCGACUGGAGAAACUGAGCAGCAAUAUCACUGUGAAGAAAACUAGGGCGGAAGGGAGCAGCAAAAUCCAAUCUCGUCUGGAGCAGCAGACAAAUCGCUUGAGCCAACAGAUGCGCAUCACAGCUAAGACCUCCACUGCACCAAAGAGUUCUCCUCCAAAGGAUAAACUGUCCCCCACAUCACACAUGGAUGAUAUCGAGAGAGAGCUGAUGGCAGAAGUCAGUGCUAUGGACCAAAUGAGCAGCUCCGAUAGUUCAUCCGAGUCAAAGGGCUCUUCCUCUUCCUCCUCCUCGAGCAGUGACGAUAGCUCCAGCGACUCGGAGAACGAGAAGCCCAAGCCUCGCCUUCCUCCACUGGUGCCUCCGCCCAUGGCUUUCUCAAUGCCAACAGUGCCUUCAUCACAGCCUCAGCAGCACCUGCCAACCACAGAUGCCAUUCCGAGCAGACCCCAGGGGAGCUUGAAUACACUAAGGAGUGAUUUGCAGCUAAGCGACUCUGGAAGCGACAGCGACGACUGACAAAGCCUUUAGUUUUUGACAAUCACGAGACAAAGUUUGUUUAUAGCUCUGUAACUUUAUACAGUGACCACCAUCUGCCACAACACACCACACAGCAACUGCUGCCAUAGAAAUCCAUUUAUCAUGGAAAAGAAAGAUCAGCGCUUUUAUCAGAUGAAGGUGUGUAGCAAACAAGGCUGUGUUUACAUCAUUAAUAUACAUUAAAAAAAAGUUCAUAGCAAGGAGCAACUGAAGCAGGAAAUUUGUCUGGUAAGAAUUUGUGUCUGAGUGAGACUGAUCUGUUUGAAUGCCAUUAAUGACCCGUCACGGUUGUACCUGUGUUGCCUUUUCAACGCUCUAUUAACAGCUUCAAAAGAUUGUGCAAGAAAUGCUUCUUAAAACGCUCAACAUCAUGAUAUCACGUUGGACAGUUUAGAGAGCGCGACAGGGACGUCUCUCUGAGCGUUACAUGGUUGACUGCGAGUGUGACAUCUCCUGCGGGUGACUCGGGUAACUGGGAGCACAAUCUCUCCUUUGGGUGACACGGACAUAUCUCAGGGAGUGACGGGUUCUCCUGUGGGACACGGAUGUAUCUGUGCACGUCUCCAGAGUGUGACAUCUUCUGUGCCUGACGUGGGCAUGUGCAAAUCGACUAACAGCUGUAGAAAUAUUUAUUAAUUUCGCAUAGUGAAUCAGUUGAUUUGGUUUCACAACUCCAGGGGAUCGGGUAUGGGCUGUGCACAAAGCUCUUUUAAACCAUAAACUUCUUUUAAAACAAAAUAAAACCAUGCAAGUGGACGAGAACAAGAGAAUUCCGAUGUGCUUGUUUUCUGGAAUUUAAUAUCGGUAACCCACGAUGAUUGUAUUACACGAGCACUUUUUGUCUGGCUUGAUAAUAAAGGCUGAUGCAACUUUGCUUCUCGCUCCCAAGUA